Molecule: messenger RNA, 1363 nt
Organism: Carica papaya (papaya)
Lineage: Eukaryota; Viridiplantae; Streptophyta; Magnoliopsida; Brassicales; Caricaceae
Source: RefSeq, a predicted model, not a curated record
UACUGAUAUUUUGUUUGAUAGGCAUGCCGGGGUACUCAUGCAACUGGGGGGAAGAGUUCAAGUAACAAAUUAGCCAAGCAAGCUGCAUUGGCAUUUGUUAAACAUACAUUAGAAAGAUGUCAUCAAUAUGAGGAUGAAGGCAACAGCUGCUUCAAUGAUCCUGUAUUCAGGGAUAUGUUUAUUUCUGGAUGUGCACAUCCAGCAGAUACUCCUACAGAUAAUGAAUCUACAAAACCAUAUGCCAAAAACUCUAGCCGUAAUUUGAACAGCCGAGUUUCAGCUUCCAUGGGUUCACAGCCAAGUCCUCUGACAUCACGAAUAGGCCAGAAUGGGGACAGCUAUGCAAAUUCAUCUGAUCUGCUUCCGUCUCUAAAUUGCUUGUCUGAACGGUCUAUAGAUAAGGAAGACAUAUGGUCAAACAGGGUAAAAAAGAGGGAGUUGCUACUUGAUGAUGUUGGUGGCAUUGCUGGUACUUCUGCAAGUACCUCGGCAGGCAUUGGAAAUUCCCUAUCAAGCAGUACAAAGGGAAAGAGGAGUGAGAGGGACAGAGAGGGAAAAGGACAUGGUAGAGAGGUAUUACCUAGAAAUGGGAAUAAGAUUGGUCGACCAGCAAUCUCCAAUGCUAAGGGAGAAAGGAAAUCUAAAACAAAGCCCAAGCAGAAGACAACUCAGCUGUCUGUCUCUGUAAAUGGCCUUCUUGGCAAAAUGUCAGAUCAACCAAAAUCAUCAUUAUCCAAGUCAAGUGAAAUUAUCAAUAGUAAUGCCAAAGAGAAAAAUGAGUUCAGCUUGGAUGUAUUGGAUGAUUCUGAAGCUAUUGAUUUAUCUGGCCUGCAAAUACCUGAAAUGGAUUGCCUAGGUGGUACCGAUGACUUAGGUAGUCAAGCGCAGGAUCUAAGUACAUGGUUGAACAUUGACGAGGAUGGGUUACAAGACCAUGAUUUUAUGGGCCUUGAAAUUCCAAUGGAUGAUCUUUCAGACUUAAACAUGAUGGUUUGAAGUUGCUUUCUCUGUACAGUCUUGUUCAUUAUACUGUUUGACAAACAUAAAUGCUGUUGUCAAGAAACGACCAGUUACAAGGAUGAUGAUGUGGCCGUCUGCACCACAUAGGUUAUAUAGAUUCUUUUGUAGACUCCUUCAAAAGUUGAUUUUAAAGUUAAACUUUCGGAUGUUUUAGAUUUUCUCCUGUAUUAAGUUGGUCAAUUUGACUGUAAAGAUCGUUUGUCUGAGGUACAAGAAUGUCUUACAGUUACAGAUAUAUAUUUUUAGCAAAGAUUGUAUCCUGGCUGUAGUUUUACAAUUCAGAGAACCAUGCCUCUUGUACAUAUGAUUAAAAUUCCUAAUAAAAUAAUCUUUUUGUUCAGUA